GGCGAGACGCCAUCACGUGUUGUCUUAGAUCACGCGCGACCCGACGCGGGUCUGCACGCGGCGCGUGUGGAACAGCUGCGCGACAAACUGCACUUUGCUUUGGCGACACCGCGUCUCGUGGACGGCCAUCUCUUGGAGACGGUGAGAGACCAGUUGAGGCAUCUGAAGAUUGCCGUCGAGACGAGCAUUGAGUUGCGGUCGACGACACGCGCGCCGAAAGCGGACACGUGUUUGAGUGGAGGGGAAACUGAAGAGUUGGCAGAUCUUCAGGAAUCUGUUGUGAAAUUCAAAUCUCUUUUGUCGACAAAACGCGAACAAAUCGCAACUCUUCGUACGGUUCUGAAGGCCAAUAAGCAGACGGCAGAAGUGGCGCUCGCGAACCUCAAGUCCAAGUACGAGACGGAGAAAGCGGUGGUCACGGAAACGAUGACCAAACUCCGCAACGAACUCAAGGCGUUGAAGGAGGACGCGGCCACUUUCGCGUCGUUGCGCUCGAUGUUCGCCGCGCGCUGUGAGGACUACGUCUCGCAGAACGACGAACUCCAGCGGCAGUACAAGUGCUCGGAAGACGAGAAGAAAACUCUGAACUCUUUGUUGCGAAUCGCGAUCCAACAGAAGUUGGGAUUAACGCAGAAGUUGGAGGAACUGGAAAUGGACAGAGAGAGACUGGUCGGGCCCCGAGUCGAGCGCUGUCCCAACGGAGCGCCCAACACGUGGCGGGCUUCGGGACGCGGAGCGCGAACUCCUCCCACUCGCGGCUCAGCA
This is a messenger RNA of Medioppia subpectinata, 765 nucleotides long. The record is from the annotation of a GenBank genome assembly. NCBI's taxonomy places the organism in Eukaryota, Metazoa, Arthropoda, Arachnida, Sarcoptiformes, Oppiidae.